AUGGGAAGGUAUCUUCAUGGAGUUUUGUGUGCGUUUGUUUUCACAUUUGCUCUUUUACAUAAUGUUCAAGCGCAGGAUGAAAAAGGAUUCAUCACUUUGGAUUGUGGUCUGUUACCUGAUGGCUCUCCGUAUGUCGAUUCAUCUACCGGAUUAACAUUCACCUCCGAUGCUAGUUUUGUCGAGAGUGGAAAGAACGGUCGAGUCGAUAAAGAUUCUGUGAGAAUUGUUGAAAAGGCGCUUGUAACGCUGAGAUACUUUCCGGAUGGAGAACGGAAUUGUUAUAACUUGAAGGUCACGCAAGGAACAAAUUACCUGAUUAGGGCUUUCUUCCUUUAUGGAAAUUACGACGGUUUUAAUACUAACCCAAACUUUGAUCUGUUUCUUGGCCCUAAUAAGUGGACAACGGUAGAUUUGGAUGCUACCGCAGGUGUUAAGUACGAGGAGAUUAUCCACAUGUCUAGGUUAAGCUCAUUGCAGAUCUGUCUUGUUAAGACGGGAACAACUACGCCGAUGAUAUCAACCUUGGAGCUACGACCACUGAGAAGUGAUAUUUACAUAAGUAGCACUGGGAGCUCCUUGAAGUUAUUAUCCAGAAGUUAUGCUAACAGUUCAAGCCGCAUUUUACGGUACCCUGAUGAUGUCUAUGACCGUUGGUGGCUCCCGUUGGUAGAUACGAAGUGGAAUGUAGUAACUACAACUCUUAGUGUAAACACCUCUAAUGGUUAUGAUCCACCGCAAGGUGCAAUGACAUCGGCUGCAACCUAUGUAAAUGAUAAUGGAAGAUUGGAUAUUCCUUGGAGCUUAGAGGAUUCUACAGCACGGUUUCACAUUUACCUUCACUUUGCAGAGAUUCAAACUUUGUUAGCCAAUGAGACAAGAGAGUUUAAUGUUUUGCUGAAUGGAAAAGUUUUUAAUGGACCUUAUAGUCCUAAAAAGUUAAAAAUUGACACUAUGAUCACCAAGCCUGAAUCUACAUUGAGAUGCGAAAGAGGGAUUUGCCUUUUGCAGCUGGUGAAAACAACAAAAUCAACUCUUCCUCCUCUCAUCAAUGCUAUGGAAACUUUUACUGUUGUUGAGUUUCCUCAAUCAGAAACAAACCAAGAUGAAGUGAUUGCUAUCAAGAAGAUCCAAAGUGCUUAUGGAUUGAGUAGAAUUAGUUGGCAAGGAGAUCCAUGUGUCCCCAAGAAGUUCUUGUGGGCUGGUCUAAACUGUAACAACACUGAUAGUUCCACUCCACCAACAAUCACUUCCUUAAACUUGUCUUCAAGUGGAUUGACUGAUAUCAUCAUGCCUGCCAUUCUUCAUCUAACCAAUCUACAAGAACUGGACUUGUCCAAUAAUAACUUGACCGGUGCUGUGCCUGGGUUUCUAGCUGAUAUGAAAUCGCUCUUGGUCAUAAACUUGAGUGGAAACAAUCUUAGUGGCCAACUUCCUCAAAAGCUUCUAGAAAAGAAAGGAUUGAAGCUGAAUACUGAAGGCAACCCUAAGCUUCUUUGCACAGAAGGGUCGUGUGAAAAUAAAUCUAGAGAAAGUGGACAUCCCAAAAAGAGUAUAGUUGUACCAGUUGUUGCAUCAGUUGCUUCACUGUUUGUUGUUGCAACUGCAUUGGUUCUGUUUUUUGUUCUCAAGAGGAAAAAAUCAUCAAAGACUAAAGAAAGUGGUAGAACACCAAGAUCAUCCGAGCCACCAAUCAUAACGAAAAAGAAAAAGUUUACUUACGAAGAGGUUACUGAAAUGACAAAUAACUUUGAAAGGAUUCUUGGGAAAGGAGGUUUCGGUAUGGUUUAUCAUGGAUAUGUCAAUGGUAAAGAACCAGUUGCUGUUAAGGUUGUCUCUCAAGCUUCAAAUCAUGGACACAAACAGUUCAAGGCAGAGGUUGAUCUUCUUCUCAGAGUACAUCACAAGAAUUUGGUAAGCCUAGUUGGAUAUUGUGAAAAAGGGAAUGACUUGGCUCUCGUCUACGAAUACAUGGCCAAUGGAGAUUUGAAAGAGAUUUUGUCAGGAUUGGAGUAUUUGCAUAAAGGAUGCAGACCACCAAUAGUGCACAGAGAUGUAAAAACAGCAAAUAUAUUGUUGAACGAACACUUCCAAGCCAAACUUGCGGAUUUCGGGCUCUCGAGAUCUUUCUCAAACGAAGGAGAAAGUCAUGUCUCCACAGUUGUUGCGGGAACUCUUGGUUACCUUGAUCCAGACUAUUACAAUACAAACUGGUUGACAGAAAAGAGUGAUGUGUAUAGUUUUGGGGUCGUUUUAUUGGAGAUCAUAACAAAUCUGCCGGUGAUUGACCAGAGUCGUGAAACACCAUACAUAGCAGAAUGGGUGGGAUUAAUGGUUACCAAAGGAGACAUUAGAAACAUCACAGAUCCAAGUCUUAAUGGUGAUUACCACUCUGAUUCUGUUUGGAGAUUUGUUGAGCUAGCAAUGACUUGUGUCAAUGCUUCUUCAGCGAGUAGACCAACCAUGUCUCAAGUUGUUGUUGAGCUAAUACAGUGUUUAACAUUUGAGAACUCGAGAGGAGGAACGAGUCGUGACUUGGACUCCAAAAGUUCCCGACAAGUGUCCAUGACCUUUGGUACUGACGUGAACCCCACGGCUCGCUGA
This is a messenger RNA of Microthlaspi erraticum, 2601 nucleotides long. The record is from the annotation of a GenBank genome assembly. Lineage: Eukaryota; Viridiplantae; Streptophyta; Magnoliopsida; Brassicales; Brassicaceae.